AUGGGGGAACAUAGUUAUUUUAACAAUAAAAGAAUGUACAGUGAUGUGGAGGGUGAAAAUAGUGAUAACGAGAAUCUCAAAUCUAAUGAUUUCGACUUACUUUUAUUAAAUGAAAUUAAAAUACUUGAGUGUAUCUACAAUCCAAAAGCAAAACAAAAAGAAAAUGUACGUCAUGUUUGGGAAGAUAUAGCUAUAUCACUUGAUUCAAAUGUCGACAUUCUUAUAGGCUCAGGAGAAACCUUGUUCGUUUUGUCCAUUGGCCAGGUCCAUUUGUCUCGAGAUCAAUACGACGUAUACCUCCAGAAAACUCUGUUAGGUUGGGUUAUUGUUGGGGAAACGAACCCAGACCGCGAGGCCAAAGCUACCUGCAGUAUAGUGAAGUUGGACACACAAUGGACGAGGUUUUGGGAAUUGGAGGAGAUUGGAAGUAAAUUGGCGUAUUCUUCUGAGGAGAAAGCAUGCGGAGAACAUUAUGUCAGGAAUGUUAAGCGUACUUCAAGCGGAAGAUACAUGGUCAGGUUACCCUUUAAAGAAGUAGAUCCUCAACUCGGAAAUUCGCGGUCGAAAGCGUUUCGACAAUUGCAGGCUAUGCGACACCGAUCUAAAGCAAACCCCAAUCUUCAACUCGAAUACACAAAGGUUAUGCAAGAAUAUAUAGACUUAGGUCACAUGACAUUGACAGAAGAUAAGGAUGCUGGGGGAUAUUGUAUGCCCCAUCAUGCGGUUGUCAAACCAUCUAGUAUCACAACAAAGACUCGCGUAGUCUUCAAUGCGUCUUCCAAGACCGAUAAAAAUCUCUCGCUGAAUGAUGUGCUCAUGGUGGGCCCUACAAUUCAACCAAAACUCUUUAACCUCCUCCUCAGGUUUCGCGCUCAUACUUACGUCAUUACUGCGGACAUAGAGAAAAUGUAUAGACAGAUUUUAGUAGAUCCCCGGGACCGGUCGUACCAACGAAUUCUAUGGGUACAUCAGGGUAGAAUUGAGACUUACGAGCUGAACACGGUUACCUUUAGAGUGUCGUCUGCUCCUUUUCUAGCAAUUAGGACGAUUCAUCAGUUAGCAGAGGAUGAAAGGGCAAGUUUCCCUAGGGCUAGUGUUAUCUUGAAGCGGGAUUUUUAUGUAGAUGAUCUACUUACUGGGGCAAAUUCGUUAAAGGAGAAUUUGCAGAUUAGGGAUGAGUUAAUUUAA
This is a messenger RNA of Copidosoma floridanum, 1188 nucleotides long. RefSeq lists its product as uncharacterized. The record is from RefSeq and is a predicted model, not a curated record. NCBI's taxonomy places the organism in Eukaryota, Metazoa, Arthropoda, Insecta, Hymenoptera, Encyrtidae.